AUGCCACCUCUCCGCCUCUAUGUCCUCGUCCUGAGUGCUGUUCUUCUACUGGAUUAUCAAUGCUUUUCAGCUUUUACCGGUACAGUGGUCGCAAAAUCUGAAGCUACAGGAGCGGAGACCACCCACCGCUUGACCAGUGAUCAAGCGUCCGAUCAUAGUCGUGAGGAAAGAAUCGUAUCCGUCGACAGUAUGAUGUCUAUGUUUUCAGGGUGGAUUCGUGCAAUCAAAGCUUUUAUAUUAGGCGCCAUAAAUUCACUUCGUCGAGCCGACGUGAAGAAAGUUCCGGAGCGUAACGUCGAUCCGACCAAGCUCCGUGUACCGGCAGACAGAAUUCCUGAAUCAGUCGCCAGAUUCAAAAAAAUUGACACUGGCAAAACGCGGGGGAAAGCUAAUGUCGGACCCACGCUGCCCAGCCGCCUCCCAGGGAAUGCUGAUGCCGGACCCGCGCUGCCCAACCGCCUUCCAGAACCACUUCCACUUCCACCUGACGCCAACGAUUUCAAGAUCAAAUACCCCUACGUCCAACGCAUUUUGGGCGAAACGAAAUUUAAGAGCGGCUUCUUUUCUUCAACCGGAUUUGACAAUUACAAGAACAUUGUCAUCCCUGAGUUCGUCAAACCUCAGUAUGACAAGGUAACUGUGGACGUUGACUUUCCUCCCGAGAUGUACGAGUCUCUUCAGAUGUACCUUUCUCUUCAGGGUCGCGAUAAACUAGAUCUCGUAGCUAUCGCAUACUGCGCAAUGCUGUCCUUUAAAUUCGCAGAUGUGGGUGAGAGUUUGUUGAAAACCGUGAUCACAGACAUGAAGCAUUUGAAACGGGCGGGUGUGAAAGCAAAUUUGCGGAAUAAAUUCAAGAAUGACGGCGACCAACUUUUCACUAGAGCCAUAGACUUUUACAUCGAUAAGUAUCUCACUGAAUAA
Peronospora matthiolae is the source of this 921-nucleotide messenger RNA. NCBI's taxonomy places the organism in Eukaryota, Oomycota, Peronosporomycetes, Peronosporales, Peronosporaceae. The record is from the annotation of a GenBank genome assembly.